Molecule: messenger RNA, 541 nt
Organism: Raphanus sativus (radish)
Lineage: Eukaryota; Viridiplantae; Streptophyta; Magnoliopsida; Brassicales; Brassicaceae
Exons: 1
Coding region: 75-281 (68 amino acids)
Source: RefSeq, a predicted model, not a curated record
ACUUAUAUGCGUAACUAAGGGUACAAAUCCAUUUCUUCUAUUCAAGUCAUACCUCUAUUAUUCUUCAGAUAACCAUGAAAACAUGUCGUGCAUUGAUUCUUUCAUUAAUGUUUCUGCUACUAAUCGGGUUCUACCUUCCGGCAAACGAAGCGUUUAGGUUUUUACCAAAAGAACGUCUUGGCAAUCUACAGUUUCUACAAAGAGGUGAACUCACUCCUUCCGAUCCAUCAAGCUGCACACACAUCCCCGGAGGCCACGGGCCGCCUUGCCCAAUCCAAUAACGCCAUUUUGCUGGCCACGGGCAGGGUGGUAUGGCCAGGACACGGACUUAGUUACGUACUACGACAUGUUCACAGUCACGUCUACUCAUGAAGAAUACUUUUAUAAUAAGUCAUUUUUAUGUUUCUUAUGAUUCAAAGUUUCAUACUGUAUAGUGUUGUUUUCUAUGCUUAACAUUCAUUUGUUCAAUUUCGAAAUUGUAAAUUAAAUUUUCUUUUAUUUAUUGAUUUAUACUUAUCAGUUGAGACUGAAUGAAAUGUCA